This is a messenger RNA of Verticillium dahliae VdLs.17, 1011 nucleotides long. Its product is annotated as transport protein yip1. Lineage: Eukaryota; Fungi; Ascomycota; Sordariomycetes; Glomerellales; Plectosphaerellaceae. Gene Ontology annotation, cellular component: trans-Golgi network. The record is from RefSeq and is a predicted model, not a curated record. The transcript has 2 exons. The coding region runs from base 1 to 1011 and encodes 336 amino acids. Gene Ontology annotation, biological process: endoplasmic reticulum to Golgi vesicle-mediated transport; vesicle fusion with Golgi apparatus.
AUGUCGAACUACUACAACCCUCCACCAAACCAAGGCUACGGCGCCGGUCCCUCUGCCGGCGCCGGCGCCCAGAACCUCCAAUUCUACCCCUCCUCCUACGGCCCCGGCGUCCAGGGCCAGGGGAACCAGCAGGCUUCAUACGGAUACGGCGCCCAGCCGGGCGGCCAGUUUGGCGGCGCGGGCUCGCCUGGGUUCGGCGGCGGAUUCGGCGCCGCGGCAGGCGUGUCGGGACGCAUGGGCGAGCAGGGCGGUCUGCGCACCGGCUGGCUCGCCGCCUUUUCGACCGAGGGGUACGACGGCGAGCCGCCGCUGCUGGAGGAGCUGGGCGUCAACUUUAAGCACAUCCAGACCAAGACCCUCGCCGUCCUCAACCCCUUCCGCCGCAUCGACCAGCACAUCAUGGACGACUCGGACCUCGCAGGCCCCAUCCUCGCCUUCUUCCUCUUCGGCACCUUCCUGCUCUUCUCCGGCAAGAUCCACUUUGGCUUCAUCUACGGCCUCGCCGCCCUCGGCUCCGUCUCGCUGCACCUCAUCCUCUCCCUCAUGACGCCCACCGAGCUGGGCCCCCACGAAGCCGACUCCCACACCCACCCCUCCGCCGCACCCUACCCCGGCAGCAGCAGCGUCGGCGUCGUGCCGGGCGGUGCCCCAGGCGUCAGCAGCAGCAGCAGCGGCAGCAUCCCAGGCAAGCCCGGCCACUUCUCGACGACGCUGACCUUUGCGCGCUCGAGCUCCAUCCUCGGCUACUGCCUGCUGCCGCUCGUCGCGACGAGCCUUCUCGGCAUCCUCAUGCCCAUGGACACGCCGCUCGGCAUCGUCAUCACGAGCGCCGCCAUCCUGUGGUGCACCUACGCCGCGUCCGGCAUGUUCGUCGCCAUCGGCCGCAUGAUGAGCAUGCGCCUGCUCAUCGCCUACCCGCUCGCCCUCUUCUACGUCGGCUUCGGCAUCAUGGGCGUCUUCAGCUCGCGCGGGAGCACCCUUGCUGCGGCGGCGGCGGGGCUGAAGGCGUAG